AUGAAAAUUGACAUCCAUAAUCAUAUUCUACCAAAAGAAUGGCCAGAUCUAAAAAAGAGAUUCGGCUAUGGAGGCUGGGUGCAGCUCCAACACCACAGCAAGGGAGAAGCAAAGAUGCUGAAAGACGGGAAGGUUUUCAGGGUGGUCCAAGAGAACUGCUGGGAUCCAGAAGUCCGUAUUAGAGAAAUGGACCAAACAGGAGUGACCGUGCAAGCCCUUUCCACAGUUCCCGUCAUGUUUAGCUACUGGGCCAAACCUCAAGACACAUUAGACCUGUGCCAGUUUUUAAACAAUGACUUAGCUGCAGCUGAGAAGCUGAACUGUUCCCUAUUCGUGCACCCCUGGGACAUGCAGAUGGAUGGACGGAUGGCCAAAUACUGGCUCCCUUGGCUCGUAGGAAUGCCAGCAGAGACCACCACAGCCAUUUGCUCCAUGAUCAUGGGUGGAGUGUUCGAGAAGUUUCCUAAACUGAAAGUGUGUUUUGCACAUGGAGGUGGAGCCUUCCCCUUUACAGUAGGAAGAAUCUCCCAUGGAUUCAGUGUGCGCCCAGAUCUGUGUGCCCAGGACAAUCCCAUCAACCCAAGGAAGUACCUUGGUUCCUUUUACACAGACUCCCUGGUUCACGAUCCCCUGGCCCUCAAGCUGUUAACAGAUGUCGUGGGAAAGGAUAAAGUCAUUUUGGGAACUGAUUACCCCUUUCCACUAGGUGAGCUGGAACCUGGAAAAUUGAUAGAAUCCAUGGAAGAAUUUGAUGCAGAAACGAAGGACAAACUCAAAGCUGGCAAUGCCCUAGCAUUUUUGGGUCUUGAGAGAAAACAAUUUGAAUGA
Messenger RNA from Myotis lucifugus (little brown bat), 828 nucleotides. RefSeq names its product aminocarboxymuconate semialdehyde decarboxylase (gene ACMSD). Gene Ontology annotation, cellular component: cytoplasm; cytosol. The coding region runs from base 1 to 828 and encodes 275 amino acids. NCBI's taxonomy places the organism in Eukaryota, Metazoa, Chordata, Mammalia, Chiroptera, Vespertilionidae. The record is from RefSeq and is a predicted model, not a curated record. Gene Ontology annotation, biological process: secondary metabolic process. Gene Ontology annotation, molecular function: carboxy-lyase activity; hydrolase activity. The transcript is spliced from 10 exons.